Messenger RNA from Zingiber officinale, 2683 nucleotides. Its product is annotated as casein kinase 1-like protein HD16. NCBI's taxonomy places the organism in Eukaryota, Viridiplantae, Streptophyta, Magnoliopsida, Zingiberales, Zingiberaceae. Bases 598 to 2391 code for a protein of 597 amino acids. The record is from RefSeq and is a predicted model, not a curated record. The transcript has 16 exons. Gene Ontology annotation, biological process: signal transduction; peptidyl-serine phosphorylation; endocytosis. Gene Ontology annotation, molecular function: ATP binding; protein serine/threonine kinase activity. Gene Ontology annotation, cellular component: nucleus; cytoplasm.
CGAUUCGCUCGUGCCGACCCUCUUUCACAAAAUUUGAUAAAUGCGAUCGUGUUCCUUUAUCGCAAUUGGCAACUGCGCUGGUGCCGACGCCGCCUCCUCUUCCUUGCAGCCGCUUCGUCGAUCUCCUUCUCCCCUCGGCCAUCAACCCCUCCAUCUAUUCGAGUUCGGUCCUUCUCCUCCCUUGCCCUUCCGAUUUCUUUUGCCGUCUUCCUCGGCCGCUUCGAAGCCCUAAAAGUUGAAAAGAAAGUUCGCUUGCAGCCGACCUAGGUUUUUUUUUUUCGGGGGUGAUUGCUGUUUGGUUUGCACCGGAUUGAAUGGAGGUUUGGGGUCAUCUUGAUGUUGUGAUGUUAUUGCGGUUUCAUGAUCCAUAGUUGAGGGGGACGCCUCUGCUCGGAAAGCAGACCAGUGCGGGGACCGUCACAGCGCAGACCGUGUUCGCAAACUAGGGGCUUCGAUCGGCCAAGGGCAGGCUAGCUUUUGUUGACGAUAGGAAGGGCCAGGAGUCAGGAUCAAUAGAACGCGGUGGCGGCGGGACAGGUAGAUAAUAGAGGGGAAAAUCGCACAAAGUAAGCAGAGAAAGUAGGAGGGAAGGGUGAGAUGGCUGAUGAUAGUGGUGGGUUGAGCGCCAACAAAGCUGCAGGACAGGAAGAGGAGGGGAAUACUAUUCCAUUCCCUGAAAAGGUUCAGGUUGGGGGAUCUCCUUUGUAUAAGGUUGAAAGGAAAUUGGGUAAGGGUGGAUUUGGUCAGGUUUUUGUUGGUCGACGAGUCUCAGGUGGCAUUGAAGGGAGAGCAGGUCCUGGUGCAUUGGAGGUUGCCCUUAAAUUUGAGCAUAGGAACAGCAAAGGUUGUAGCUACGGUCCUCCUCAUGAAUGGCAAGUUUACAGUGCUCUUGGUGGUUGUUAUGGAGUUCCUAAGGUACAUUAUAAAGGUCGUCAAGGUGAUUACUAUGUGAUGGUAAUGGACAUGCUAGGUCCCAGCUUGUGGGAUGCUUGGAAUUCUUCUGGUCAAACAAUGACGUCAGAAAUGGUUGCUUGUAUUGCUGUUGAAUCCAUAUCAAUCCUUGAGAAGAUGCAUGCAAAAGGAUAUGUACAUGGAGAUGUUAAACCUGAAAAUUUUCUGCUUGGCCAGCCAUCUUCCUCUCAAGAAAAGAAGUUAUUUCUUGUCGAUCUUGGAUUAGCCACAAAAUGGAAAGAUGCAAGCAAUAUUGAUCAUGUUGAAUAUGAUCAGCGUCCAGAUGUGUUCAGGGGAACUGUUAGAUAUGCUAGUGUCCAUGCACAUCUUGGAAGAACCGCAAGCAGGAGGGAUGAUCUUGAGUCUCUUGCAUAUACACUAAUUUUCCUUCAUCGUGGUAGAUUGCCAUGGCAAGGAUAUCAGGGUGAUAAUAAGUCAUUUUUAGUUUGCAAGAAAAAGAUGUCAACACCACCUGAUGUGCUAUGUGGCUUUUGCCCUCCACCAUUUAAGCAAUUUUUGGAGAUUGUAGUUAAUAUGAAAUUUGAUGAAGAACCGAACUAUUCUAAACUUAUCUCUCUGUUUGAUGGUUUGAUUGGGCCACCACAAUUCAGACCGAUCAACACUGAUGGGGCUACGAAGGUUGGUCAAAAACGUGGCAGAUUAACUAUUGAGGAAGAAGAAAGCCAACAAAGGAAGAAGAUUCGUUUAGGUGUACCUGCUACCCAGUGGAUUUCUGUAUAUAAUUCCAGGCAACCAAUGAAGCAAAGGUACCACUAUAAUGUAGCUGAUGCUCGCUUGGCACAACAUAUAGACAGAGGAAAUGAGGAUGGUCUACUUAUUAGUUCUGUUGCAUCAUGCUCCAAUUUGUGGGCCCUUAUUAUGGAUGCGGGAACUGGAUUCACAUCUCAAGUCUAUGAGUUGUCACCAUUCUUCCUUCAUAAGGAAUGGAUCAUGGACCAAUGGGAGAGAAACUACUACAUUACCUCGCUUGCUGGAGCUACCAAUGGGAGUUCACUUGUGGUGAUGUCAAAGGGUACCCAAUACACGCAGCAAUCUUACAAAGUAAGUGAAUCCUUCCCGUACAAAUGGAUAAGCAAGAAGUGGAAAGAAGGAUUUCAUGUCACAUCAAUGGCAACAGCUGGAUCUCGUUGGGGUAUUGUCAUGUCACGCAAUGCUGGUUUUAGCGAUCAGGUUGUUGAAUUGGACUUUUUGUAUCCAAGUGAGGGUAUUCACAGACGUUGGGACAACGGGUAUCGCAUUACUUCAAUGGCCGCCACUUGGGACCAGUCUGCUCUUAUGCUUAGUGUUCCUAGGCGAAAGCCUGUUGAUGAAACUCAAGAGACCCUUCGAACAUCUGCAUUUCCAAGCGCCCAUGUUAAGGAUAAAUGGGCUAAGAAUUUAUACCUUGCCUCAAUUUGCUAUGGGCGCACCGUGUCGUGAUGUGGAUUAACCAAAGUCCUAACUGUUUGUUUGACAUCGAUGUUCGGUAGGCUAUUUUGAUGUAGUGUAGUUCAUCAAUGUUUGAAUCAUAGUUAGUCUUGUAUUUAUUCGCAUCUGUUUGUGAAUCUGUAUGAAUAUAUCCCUAUCCACUCAAAGCACACUGGUUGCGGCAUCACCUACAAAGAUAAAUACACCAAGCACUUUGGGUGACAUGGAUUCAACGAAUUGUUUACACUUUUGAAUCAAUCAAUGUUAUACUUUAGUUUUAUUAGUAAAACUUGAUAUGAAUUAA